Molecule: messenger RNA, 579 nt
Organism: Sphenostylis stenocarpa
Lineage: Eukaryota; Viridiplantae; Streptophyta; Magnoliopsida; Fabales; Fabaceae
Source: the annotation of a GenBank genome assembly
AUGAUUCCAUUAUAUUACAACAGUGUUACCCCCUAUUGUGCUCACCGUAUUGUAGUGCAUAUCUCAUGCAAAUCAAGUGAUGAACAGAUCGUGAUGGAGAGGAAGUUCAUAUCGGUUUUGGGGGUAUGUUUGGUGCUGGUAAUGUCCCAGUAUGUUGAUGCAAGGAACUUGGAGAAAAAAUCAAAGGAAGAGGUGAAGAAGCCAGAAUCCUGCAUAGAUACAGGGUCCAUUGGUGGUGUGGGUGGAGGAAGUGGCGGUUUAGGAGGAGGGUAUGGCGGAGGAGGUGGAGGUGGUAGUGGUUUAGGUGGUGCAUUUGGAGGAGGAGCUGGUUUAGGUGGUGGAUAUGGCGGUGGUAGUGGUCUAGGUGGUGGAAUUGGUGGGAUUGGUGGGAUUGGAAGUGGUAAUGGUCUAGGUGGUGGAUUUGGAGGAGUUGGAGGUGGUAGUGGUCUAGUUGGUGGAAUUGGUGGAGGCAUUUACAAAGGAAUUGGAAUUGGAGGGGUUGGAGGUGGUGUAGGUGCUAUAGGGGGAAUUGGUGGUGUCAUUGGUGGUUUCAAGCAUGUUGAAGCUAAUAAGCCUUGA